Molecule: messenger RNA, 4481 nt
Organism: Doryrhamphus excisus (bluestripe pipefish)
Lineage: Eukaryota; Metazoa; Chordata; Actinopteri; Syngnathiformes; Syngnathidae
Source: RefSeq, a predicted model, not a curated record
GGCGCCCAAACUUGCCGAGGUCAUAAAUACGGAAGUGGAUGCUAAGUAGGAGUCUAGAACUAAAAAUAUCGAUCUUAUCGAGCUUUUAUUGACCCACUACUCACUCAAAGUGGUAUCGACUUCUUACAUAACUUUUUCCGGUGUGUUGACGGUACUCUAAGUUCAAAAUGAGAUAUUCGCAUACUUAUUUGAUUGUUUCGGUGUCCCUGUGCUCUGUGUAUUUGCUUUAUACGCACAUCUACCUUUCUCAUAAAUUAAUGAAAACAAAUUCACUCAGCUACGAGGGACUCCCUAGUGUUGCGUAUCUUUUUCUGAAAUGUUUGAGCAACGCUCUUACUCGGAGGAAAGGCUCUUUGUACAAUAAGAAUCGGAAGAAGAAAGAGGAAGUGGUGUAUGUCGUCCAUAACUGCAGGCUGGACGUGAAAGUGUUGAGGAACUUCUGCAGUGCCACAGGUUACGGUUGGGACUUCCCAGACUGUCAAUACAGAGACGUACCGCUCUGCUUCCCUCAGGAGAUGUGCCACAAGCUGCUGCUGAUGGCCAUUACUGAUGACAACUUCCUGUUGAGCCCACUUGGUCUGCUUUGCGUGCGCCAGAGCAUAAAAAGCCAUCAACCGGUGGAUGAGCUGAAGAAAGGUCCCUUUAUGCUCCGAGUUCAAGUCCUGCUGUACAGACUCGUUGAUGCGGGUGUGGAGGUGGAUGUGUGUCUGUCGGCUUUUUCACGAUGCAAGAGUGUCGUGUGGGAGAGCGUCAUUACUCUCCUGUCCAAAAACAAGCCCCAAAAAGCCAUCACAUGUGCAGCCAAGAAAGAAGACGAGGGCGAAGUGAUGCCGGCAAACGCAAAGCAAGUGGAUCUCGGCGUCGCACUGAGCACCGGACCGCCAUGUCUAUGGUCCUUUUUUGACCAUUGGUUCCUCCUUCUGCCAGCUGCUCUCUUCGGCUUGAAGUCGCGUCCCAUUUCCAGUAUCUGGAUGUUGUCUGCCUGCCUCGCUGAAAUAGAAAAGCAUGAAGGUGUGGGAGUCGUCACAUCUCCGGUGAACAUCGUGGCACAUUUUCAAGACCCUUUGUUGGCACCGAGCAAAGUGAAACUUUUAUUUUGGAAGUGCUCUACACAAGAUCUCGCCUUUCAAAUGCGGCAACACAGCACAACACAGUGUCACUUACAGGGAAUGAUAUCAAGGACUUAACAGGAAGUAAGUAUUAUCAUUUCCAUCCAUAAAGGCUUGGGGAAUAUUCCAUAUCUGUAAAUUAUCCGUUUUUUGUGUUAGUUUUAAUGACAUUACGGCGUCACUACACUCUGAUUCUACAAGUAAAUUUAAAAAAAAAAAUUUUUGUUUCCACAUAUAGGCCAUUUUGGGGAUAUUCUAAUGCAGGGGUCUCAAACUUGCGGCCCGUGGGCCAAAUGCGGUGCGCAAGACGCUACUUUGAGGCCCAAAGUUUAAUGUUGAAAUGAAAUAAAACGGAAAAAUACACGUCAAGAUAAAGCAUCUCAUGAAACAUGUUAAAGUUACGACGCUGCUCCCAGAUGGAACUGAGUACGAUGCUAACUUGCUAAUUGGGUAAAAAUUAUUAAGUUUCAUUAAUGUUCAUGUUAAAGGUUAAAUAACUGUUAAUACUGUACAUUUGAAUCUGAAAAAAAUAAUUUCUCUACCAACUGUAUGUGGUUUCUUACGUUUUUCUUAUUUGCCGUUUUAUUAUUAUUUGACUUAUUUAUUACUGAUUGAUUGAUUUAUUGUCUUUAUUCUUAGUUUAUAUAUUUUUAUUUAUCUUAUUUUGUGUAUAGAAAAAUUAAGAUAUUUUAGAACAGUGGAAUGUUUUAUCAGAUAUUUUGGUGUGGAAAACCGGAACCAAAGUACUGAAAAAGUGUAGGGUAUAGCAGUUUUCCCAGUUUUUAAUAAAUGCGUUUUUUUUGUUUUUUUUGUUUUUUUUUUUGAAAACCUGAUGCAGCCCGGCUUCACCCAGAACCUAGCUCCGGUGGCCCCCAGGUAAAUUGAGUUCGAGACCCCUGUUCUAAUGUCUUUAAAAACAUUUUUUUUAAGUUAAAAAGGCUUAAAAGCAUUUAUGGCCCUGCGGAUGCUGCAUAAAUGGCCAAAAAUCAUAAUAAAUAAUUUUAUGUUUAUUAUUUUUAUAAAAAACAGGCCAUCUCAUUUGCAAUUAGAUGUUAAUAAUUUAUAAAUGCAUUAAUAAUAAUUAUAAAUACAAGUAUAACGUACAUACAUGUACCACUGCUUUUUACAUUGUAUCUGUCCAAUGAUUAAAAUACCAAUGAUUUAAUCAGAUUAAUCACGCUUCAUAAAUAAAUAGUGACCAAUCACUAUAUGCAACUAUUAAAUACGCACCUGCAUUUUAUUAACUGAAAUAUAAAUGACAGUACUUGAUUAUAUACUCCAUAUCAAACUUGUACUUUGAAUAUUGUUGUCUGUCUCUUCUGUAUUUGUGUAUUUAAGUGUUUUUAAAAGUGUUGCAAGAUUUUGAACCUGACAUAUAACUCUCGGGAUUUUUAAAAAGCUGUGGUUUUAAACUUUUGAUGAGGCGAUGAAACACCUAUUCCCCUUUUAGUGCUUGUAAGGACUUAAGUAAUAUUUCAAGCGGUCUUAAAAUUUUGAUCAGUAGUUAAUGUAGUGUAUUUAAUAUCAUGUAUGUUUAAGAAUAACUCUGAUUGAACUAAAAAUGUAAAUCAAGCUCAAGCAUACAUUCCAUACCAUCAUAUUAUAUUUUUGUCAUAUCUUUUCAUUUCAGCUGUACCAUCGGCCGGAAUUAGAGUUUUUACAUGGUAAUUAUGCACGCAUGUAAUAACAUAAUGGAAAUGUAUUGCACACAAACACAAAGACUUUGCACUAAUGUGGGCCUCAUUCCUUGUUGGGUGGAAAAGCUUUUCAAUAUUUCAAUAUCCUGCUCAUAAUGCUGUUUGCAUUUUUCAUGUAUGUAAGGGUCUGUCGUCCUUUAUUAUUUAUUGAAACACCUUCACUGUGUAGAACAGACAGAAAAAAGGCUUUGUAUGAUUCCCUUGCACUGAAAAUAAUGUUAUUUACCAGCAGGAGAAAGUACUCAAAUAUAAGACGAUUUAGUAGUAGUGGGUAUUUAUAUACGAUGCCGAUCGUAUGCCGAAGAGGAUAGUCUUUAUUUCCUGCAGUCCAUUCGACAUCGCUUUAAUCGUGUAUGGUUGUCUGUCGCUAUGCGUCACGUGACUGGCUGCACACCAAUUUAGGGUGUAGUCCUCAUUGUCCUCUGGAGUGGAAGAGUCGAAAUCUUUUGUUGGGGCUGCCGAGGUGGGACCAUUACUCACAUAGGGGUGGCAGUAAGUUGAUAUCUGAACUGUCUCGAUAACUUGUGGGGUGGCCGGAGAAUGACAAAGGGUGGCCGCCAAUGGCCGCCACGUACAGGUCACUGGUCCACGUUCCAAAAACAAGCUAAAUCAGGGGUCUCAAACAUGCGGCCCGCGGGCCAAAUGUGGCCCGCAGGACACUAGUUUGAGGCCCCCGCCUUGAUAUGAAAGUUUAAUGUUAGCGCGGCCCGCGCAAGUUUGAUAUGGAUGCUGUAUGGUAUCAUGUACCCAGAAAAAAUUAUUACGUUUGAUUAAUGUUCAUGUUAAAGGUUAAAUAACUGUUAAUAGUUAUCCUCCCUAUCCGUGUGGAAGUGGUAAGUUUUUGGCUAUUUAAGUUUAAAGGAAAUAACUUGAAGGAGGGCAGAAGAUCUAAACCGGGGGUCUCAAACACACAGCCCGCGGGCCAAAUGUGGCCCGCAGGACACUACUUUGAGGCCCCCGCCUUGAUAUGAAAGUUUAAUGUCAGUGCGGCCCGCGCAAGUUUGAUAUGGAUGCUGUAUGGUAUCAUGUACCCAGAAAAAAUGAUUACGUUUGAUUCAUGUUCAUGUUAAAGGUUAAAUAACUGUUAAUAGUUAUUCUCCCUAUCCGUGUGGAAGUGGUAAGUUUUUGGCUAUUUAAGUUUAAAGGAAAUAACUUGAAGGAGGGCAGAAGAUCUAAACCAGGGGUCUCAAACACACAGCCCGCGGGCCAAAUGUGGCCCGCAGGACACUAGUUUGAGGCCCCCGCCUUGAUAUGAAAGUUUAACGUUAGUGCGGGCCCGCGCAAGUUUGAUAUGGAUGCUGUAUGGUAUCAUGUACCCAGAAAAAAUUAUUACGUUUGAUUAAUGUUCAUGUUAAAGGUUAAAUAACUGUUAAUAGUUAUCCUCCCUAUCCGUGUGGAAGUGGUAAGUUUUUGGCUAUUUAAGUUUAAAGGAAAUAACUUGAAGGCUACCGUUUAGGUCGCUAGCUCUCUAGUUUGCGAGUUAGCAUGUGUCCCAAGACCCUGCAGUUGCGCAAUAUGUUGUAAAUAAAAAAAGUAUAAAUGUGACUAUAGUCGUGUUUUGUCAAUGGUUGUUUGUCUAUAUGUGCCCUGUGAUUGGCUGGCCACCAGUCCAGGGUGUACCCCGCCUCUCGCCCGAAGACAGCUGGGAUAGGCUCCAGCACCCCCUGCGACCCUU